UGGUAUUCUGUGGGAGGUGUGUCCGUCACCUUGGAAUACUACAAUGGCGACUGGUGAAGAGCCAAGCAGUAAGAAGAGGCGGGUAUGUAAUUCAUCGGAAGAAGAAGAGGACCUUCUAUUCAACUGCAGAGAGCACCGUGUUGCAAUAGGGCCAGAAGAUUUUGAAUUAUUGACAGUCCUUGGAACAGGAGGAUAUGGAAAAGUGUUCCUUGUAAGAAAAGUCACGGGAGCUGACCAGAAGCAGUUGUAUGCCAUGAAAGUACUUAAGAAGACUUCUGUUGUCCGUAAGAAGAAGGUGAUGGAGCAUACCCUGACAGAGAGAUCAGUACUGGAGGCCAUUAGAGACUUUCCUUUCCUUGUAACACUUCAUUAUGCCUUUCAAACUGAAACAAAACUCCAUCUUGUUAUGGAUUAUUUGUGUGGAGGUGAACUAUUCACUCAUCUUCAUCAAAUCGGUCCAUUCUCUGAGUCAGGGUCACGAUUAUAUGGAGCUGAGAUCACACUAGCCCUUGAACACUUGCACUCACUUAAUAUAUUGUACAGAGACAUCAAACUAGAAAAUAUAUUGUUAGAUAGAGACGGACAUAUUGUUUUAACGGAUUUUGGACUCUCGAAAACAAUGAAACCAGAUCAAGUAGCUCAUUCUUAUUGUGGUACAGUGGAAUACAUGGCUCCUGAGAUCAUAAGAGGAGGUGAUGAUGGCCACAACUUGUUAGUGGACUGGUGGUCUCUUGGUGUGUUACUCCACGAAUUGUUGACAUGUGAAUCACCUUUUGCACCAACUGGGGAAGACAACUCUCAAAAAGAGAUAUCACGGCGGAUAUUGUAUGAGGCUCCACCCAUACCUCAUAAAUUGUCUCCAUCAUGUCGGGAGCUGUUGUUUGGGCUAAUGAGGAAGAACAAAGAUGAGAGAUUGGGAGCUAAUGGAGCCCAUGAAGUGAAGAGCCACAGGUGGUUCUCCUCUCUUAACUGGGACGAUGUACUGGCUAAGAAAGUGAGGCCUCCCUUUAAACCUUACGUCAGUAAUGAAAUGGAUGUUGGGAAUUUUGCUGAUGAGUUCACUAAUCAAGACCCUGUUGACUCUCCUGCCCUCCCUAUUUCAAAGCAUAAUCAAGUGUUCAGAGGUUAUUCAUUCAUUGGUCCUCCAGUCUUAUUUACAUCAAACACAGUUCUCUCUUCUCUCCCUCCUCUCCUCCUUCAUGAUUCACCUUUCCUACAGAAGUAUGAACUCUCAAACACUAACUUAGGGACUGGUAGUUUCUCUACGUGUCGCGUGUGCAUUGAGAAGGAGACCAAGCAGGAGUUUGCUGUGAAGAUAGUGAGCAAACGUCACAAUCCAAUGAGAGAGAUCAGCAUAUUGCAGUUGUGUCAAGGUCAUCCUAAUAUUGUUCGCUUGCAUGAAGUAUUACAAGACCAGCUUCAUGUCUACAUUAUAAUGGAGAGGCUCAGAGGUGGUGAAUUACUUGAUCGUAUUCGUAGUAAUAACAGCUUCACUGAAGCUCAAGCAAGUCAUCUUUUCCGUCAGCUGGUGUCAGCUGUUCAUUUCAUACACUCAAAGAGAGUGGUCCAUAGAGACCUUAAACCUGAAAAUCUCAUAUUUUCAAAUGAAGAUGAUGACACUGCUGUAUUGAAGAUCAUUGAUUUUGGAUUUGCACGUUUAUUGCCUGAAGCUCCCCAAGUAUUGACUACCCCCUGUUAUACAUUACCCUAUGGUGCACCUGAAGUUAUAUCACACAGCAAUGGAUACACUGAAUCAUGUGAUAUAUGGAGUCUUGGAGUUAUACUGUACACUCUGUUAAGUGGACAGGCUCCUUUCCAUGCUCCGACAUGGCCGACUGAGAAGAUUGUUGAUUGCAUUCAACAUGGGAGUGUAUCAUUUGAUAGUGAUGAGUGGUCCAGUGUUAGUAGCACAGCCAAGAGCCUCAUUAAAGGACUACUGACAGUCAACACGAGUCAAAGACUAACCAUUGAUUCAUUAUCAGUUCAUCCCUGGCUAAUGCCUGACUCCGCCCCUGACACGCCCCUCUGCACUACAGUCAGUCUUAAGUCCCUAGGAGCCACAAGGACUGCUAUCAAUCACACGUUACAUGCCUACUAUCAAGUGACUAGUAAAGAUGGUCUCGUAUUAGGAGAUCCUGCACAAAAUCCACUCGCUCGUAAAAGGAAGUUGAAAUCUGAAAGAAGUCCACAGCCUGGUACACGCCCCACAACACUAGAGAUUACUGACUUAAAAAGUGCCACAAAUUAAUUUUUAUCGUAUUAUUAUUUCAUCGAUAUUUUUAACGACUUGACUUCUUCCUUUGAGGUUACUUUUUAA
Messenger RNA from Amphimedon queenslandica, 2317 nucleotides. RefSeq names its product ribosomal protein S6 kinase alpha-5-like. Lineage: Eukaryota; Metazoa; Porifera; Demospongiae; Haplosclerida; Niphatidae. The transcript is spliced from 11 exons. The record is from RefSeq and is a predicted model, not a curated record. The coding region runs from base 44 to 2248 and encodes 734 amino acids. Gene Ontology annotation, biological process: protein phosphorylation; intracellular signal transduction. Gene Ontology annotation, molecular function: ATP binding; protein serine/threonine kinase activity; magnesium ion binding.